Messenger RNA from Aspergillus ruber CBS 135680, 2628 nucleotides. RefSeq lists its product as uncharacterized. Gene Ontology annotation, cellular component: membrane. Gene Ontology annotation, biological process: transmembrane transport. The transcript is spliced from 3 exons. Bases 1 to 2628 code for a protein of 875 amino acids. The record is from RefSeq and is a predicted model, not a curated record. Gene Ontology annotation, molecular function: ATP hydrolysis activity; ABC-type transporter activity; ATP binding. NCBI's taxonomy places the organism in Eukaryota, Fungi, Ascomycota, Eurotiomycetes, Eurotiales, Aspergillaceae.
AUGGAUCCAACAUACACAACCCGGCAGUUCCGUGAAUAUCUCCAGUACAGCUAUCCUCCUGCUACACUGCUUAUCUUUUUUAUUGCUUUUAUUACGAAUUCAAUUCUGAUUGCUAAAGGCUCGCAACAUGGUAGCGUGUUACAGUAUAGUCCCGAGGGAAAGCCCUUUCCCAAGAGGUUGAGGGGCAUGAUAAACAAGAUUGCGGAUGCUCAUAAGCACGAGUUCUCUUCUAGAGCAAGAUAUGCAUUCGUAUGGCUUGUGGUUGGUGUUUUGGUGACUUUUAUGGCGGAUGCUGCUGUCCAUAUCAGUCAUGUUAUUGCAGCCAAGGAGGAGAGCUGGUGGUGCGGGCAGGCGACUGUGAUCUACGUCGUGGGAUCAUUCUUCUCCAACACAGUUAUCUUCCUCUCCCUCCUCGACACACAUCCCGCCCCAACCUUCGCGCAAUUCAUUCCCUGGUCCAUAGCAAUUCCAUUCGAACUCGCCAUAGUCGCAACCUCUCUGUCAAUAUAUACCAACAUACACCAUGAGCCGGCCGUUGGGGAUGCAUUCGGUGGCCCUCUACGGGAAAGAAUCACAAAUUGGGAAUCGCUGGAGGUGAUAUCCGGUGUUGUUCGACUUGUGGUUCUGACUUUCCUGGUCGCUUUGUAUGUGCUGCAAUUUAUUCGCGCGAAUUCGGACGAGGGCUCUCGGGAAGAUAGCCCAAUGGAGCAGAUAGGACUACUCGACUCUUCUGAAACUAAGAUUGGGGCCGAGCAUAGCGAAGGCGAAAUUGGUACUCCCGGAAAACAAACAAUACCGCCGAAUACCUGGUGGCACUACCUCAGCGGUUACUCCGUACUCUUCCCAUACCUAUGGCCGUCCAAAUCUCGUCGCCUCCAGUUCAUCGUCAUAUUCUGCUUCGGCCUCCUAAUCCUCCAACGUAUCGCCAACGUCCUAGUCCCCUACCAAGUUGGCGUAAUCACCGAAGCCCUCUCCAUCGAAGACAACAAACUCCACCUCCCCUGGCUCCAAAUCUGCCUCUACAUAAUCUAUCGCUGGCUCCAGGGCAGCCAGGGCAUUCUCGAGUCCUUGCGCUCAUAUCUCUGGAUUCCCAUUAGUCAAUAUGCAUAUAUGGAAGUGUCGACUGCAUCGUUCGAGCAUGUGCAUUCGCUCAGUCUGGACUUUCACUUGAAUAAGAGGAUUGGGGAGGUGCUUUAUGCAUUGAAUAAGGGAAGUGAUUCUGUGAAUACGUUUCUCGAGCAGGUCACGUUUCAGGUUGUGCCUAUGGUUAUUGAUUUGGGGGUUGCGGUGGGGUAUUUUUUGAUUGCGUUUGGCGUGUAUUAUGGGCUUGUUGUCGCUGUUGUGACGUUUUUCUAUCUUUAUGUUACGGUGCGGAUAGCGCAGUGGAGGGCUGAGAUGCGAAGACAGCAGGUCAAUACUCACAGACAAGAAAAUGCCAUCAAAAACGACUCCCUUUCCUCCUACGAAACAGUAAAACACUUUAACGCCGAACCCCUCGAGCACACUCGCUACCGCACUGCCGUCUCAACCUUCCAAUCCGCCGAAUACCACUCCCUCUACGCGCAAUCCUUCAUGACAGCAGCCCAAAACACAGUCUUUAUCCUCGGCCUGCUACUCACCUGCUUCAUCGCCGCGUACCAGGUCUCCAUCGGGCAACGACCCGUGGGCCAAUUUAUGACGUUGCUUACAUAUAUGGCGCAGCUGCAGACGCCGUUGAGUUACUUUGGGACGUUUUAUCGGUAUAUUCAGACGGCGAUGAUUAACUCAGAGAGGUUGUUAGAGUUGUUGAGGGAGCGGGCGUCGGUUGUUGAUAGGGUAUCUGCUAUACCCAUGGAUAUUUGUCAGGGAUGGAUUACCUUUGAUGAGGUUGGUUUUGCGUAUGACGGGAGGAAACAGAAGAACGCGUUGAACGAAUUAUCGUUCCACUGCGAACCAGGAACGACGACAGCACUAGUCGGUGAGUCUGGAGGCGGGAAAUCGACUAUCUUCCGCCUGCUCUUCCGCUUCUAUAACCCCCAAAACGGCCGGAUCCUAGUCGACAGCCGCGAUGUCCAGGAUAUAACCAUAAGUUCGCUCCGCGAGCACAUCGCCAUAGUCCCCCAGAACACAGCCCUCUUCAACGAAUCCCUUCUCUACAAUUUGCGCUACGCAAACCCCUGCGCCACGGACGAGGACAUUCACAAUGCCUGUCGCGCAGCGUGCAUUCACGAUAAAAUCAUGACUUUCCCAGAAGCCUACGAGACGAAAGUCGGGGAUCGGGGACUGCGGCUCAGUGGUGGGGAGAAGCAGCGGGUUGCGAUUGCGCAGACGAUUUUGAAGAAUCCGCAGAUUAUUCUGUUGGAUGAGGCAACCGCUGCGUUGGAUAGUGAGACGGAGGGACAUGUGCAAGAGGCGUUGGGGAACCUGGCGAGGGGGAGAACGGUAAUUAUGAUUGCGCAUCGGCUGAGCACUGUUACCGAGGCAGAUCAGAUUUUGGUACUGCAUGAGGGGAGGGUUGUAGAGAGGGGAAGACAUCAGGAAUUACUAGAGAUGAAAGGAAGGUAUAUGGGGAUGUGGCGGAGGCAGAGUCAGAGUCAGAGUGCUGGAGGGGAGUUGCGGAAACGUAGUCCACAGCAGGUGUUGCUCUAG